Molecule: messenger RNA, 2374 nt
Organism: Ilex paraguariensis (yerba mate)
Lineage: Eukaryota; Viridiplantae; Streptophyta; Magnoliopsida; Aquifoliales; Aquifoliaceae
Source: the annotation of a GenBank genome assembly
CUCUCUCUCUCUCUCUCUCUCUCUCUCUCACACACACACAGCUUAGUUUAUCGGCUGUGUACAUUUGAAAACUCUACCUCUCGCUUUCUCUCUAGAUAUCCAUUAAUAUAUGUGUGUAUAUACCUUCUUUCGUCUGGAUUUCAGCUUUAUUGUGCUUGUUCGAAUGUUUGGAGUUCCUAUUAGUAGAGAGAUAUGAGAUGCCGAUUUCUUCUGGCAAUUAUUGAAGGAACCUGAGCUCGAUUUCAGAUCUAGAGGUGUCCGUUUCGAAUUUGAAGCGACAUUACGAGGCUUUCGGUAUGUUUUGAGUCUGCCAAUCAACAGAUAGGGUUUCGAGUUCGAGAAUCGGAGGUUUUGCUGUGGCCGUGGACGUGCGAAUUUGGUGAUAAACUAGUGAUUUGGAGCUAUUGAUUUUGGUACAGAAGAGUCCUGAGGGUGCAUUGGGUUUAUUACAGGUCGUGUUUGGAGUUUUGAUUGAAAAUCUAGGGUUUUUAGUUGGAGAUUUGGUGGUUUUGAUGUUUUCUGAGGUGGUGGAUUUUGGAUUGGUGAUGAAUUGCAGUUUUAAGGUUUGUAGAGCACAGAUUUUGUGAUGAAUCGGAGUUUUAGGGCUCAGGAGACCGGAAUGCAAGCUGCUCUGAAACAGCAGAGACAGCUGCCAAUGGGGGGUACGAGGACGUCGUUGAUGAGGGAGAAGGAAGAGGAGCUUGCUUUGUUUCUCGAGAUGCGUAACCGCGAGAAGGAGAGGGACAAUCUUCUUUUUCAGAACACAGAAGAGUUCGAUGCGCCAUUUGGAUCAAACCAGGGAGGUUCACCCAUCUUCAACAUUCCAUCAGCCACAAAUGCGCGCAAGACUGGUGCUGAUGAUAUUCUGAAUUCUGACAAUGAUAAGAAUGAUUAUGACUGGCUUCUAACCCCUCCUGGUACUCCUCUUUUUCCCUCACUGGAGAUGGAAUCACAUAAGUCCGUUAUGAGUCAGACUGGAACUCCUAAAGCUCGUCCCACUUCACUGAAAUCUAGACUAGCAAAUCCACAUCCAGAGCCUGCUGCAAGAAACAAUAUAGCACCUAGACAACCAGCUUUGUCUCCUGGAUUGAAUGUCUCGAGUACAGGGAUACGCAGGCCCUCUUCAUCUGGGGGUCCCGGAUCAAGACCUGCUACGCCAACUGGCCGCCCCAAUUUGACUGCCACUUCUAAAUCCAUAUCAAGCUCAGUAUCAAAACCGACUGUGACCACUGUAUCUAAGCCCACAAUGACAGCCACAACUAAGCCUUCGAGGUCUUCAACGCCUACUUCUCGUGCCACUGUGCCAGCAACUAAGCCCACAGUUCCUGCAAGAUCCUCUACGCCUACGGCGAGGUCUACUGCAAGAUCCUCUACACCUACGGCGAGGUCUACUGCAAGAUCCUCUACGCCUACGGCGAGGUCUACUGCAAGAUCUUCAACCCCAACGACUAGACCCUCUAUACCUGCAUCCAUACCUGCAUCCAAGUCCACAUCGAGGGCAGUAACACCAACACGUAGACCAACCGCAGUUUCUUCAGUGGCAAAUACAUCUGCUCCUCCGGUUAAGUCUCCACCUCCUUCGGUUAACAGGAUAGUUCCCACUACAGCAAGAAAUCCAGUGCCACCACGUGCUAGUUCUCCAACAGUGAAAUCCAGACCAUGGAAACCUUCGGAAAUGCCUGGAUACUCCCUUGAUGCCCCACCAAAUUUGAGGACAUCCCUUCCUGACAGGCCUAUUUCAGCCACUAGAGGCAGGCCUGGAGCACCAAGUGUUCGGUCCUCAUCUGUUGAGCCUGUUUCUAAUGGAAGGAUGAGACGGCAAUCAUGCUCUCCAUCUAGAGGAAGGCUCCCAAAUGGCAGUGUUCAUAGCAGUGGUGGCUCUGUUCCUGCAUUGAAUCGUGCAUAUGCUAAAGCUAAUGACAACGUAAGCCCUGUUGUGAUUGGAAACAAGAUGGUAGAAAGGGUAAUAAAUAUGCGUAAACUAGUUCCACCAAAGCAAGAUGACAAGCAUUCGCCCCGUAGUAACUUAUCUGGGAAGUCUUCAUCGCCUGACAGCUCAGGCUUUGGACGAACCCUUUCAAAGAAAUCUUUGGAUAUGGCUAUAAGGCACAUGGAUAUAAGGCGAACCAUUCCGGGCAAUCUACGGCCAUUGAUGACAAACAUUCCAGCAUCCUCCAUGUAUAGUGUGAGAUCUGGGCCUACAAAAAGCAGGACAGUCAGUGUUUCAGACUCCCCUCUUGCAACAAGCAGUAAUGGUAGUUCUGAAAUGAGUGUCAAUAACAAUGCCCUCUGCCCAAAUGGAGGCGAAGUUGAUGAUGGUAUUAGCAGCGAUAAAUGUGUUCGGUCUCUGGCCGGUUUGAGGGGUCGGGGAUGA